GAAAGAAGCGGAGAUAACAAAAUAUAGUAUGUAUCUAUUUAGAUUUAGACCAAAAUAAUAAUAGCAGCGGGAGUGAGUGUAGUAUUUAUUUUGUGAAUAAAGUGAGAGAGAGUGGUUGAUAACUCUUGGGGUUUCUGUAAAAUUUACCCAUAAAAUAAAGAGGGCCCAAAAAGUAAAAACAACAAAAAUCGGACUCCGGGGGCCGAGUCUGAGGAGGAGAUAAAGCCAGCAGCAGCCGCCGCCGCCGAAGAUAUGGAGAUGAUACCGGCGACAAGUUGCGAUGGCUUCCGAAGCCAAUUGGCCCUCCGUCACCCACCGUUCCCCUGCUUUCAGGUUCAAAGUCCUCUCGUCAGACUCAGCCGCGUCUCACGCUCAUGCCGCAGCAGCCGAUUUCACUCCCCGUCUUCUCCUCCAUCUACUUCUCUUCUCUGUCCAAGUCCAAUCCCCAACCGCAAAACCAACCGCCGCACCUUCUCCGUUCACUCGCUUCCCGAUCAAGCCCCCGCUUCUUCUUCCGGUUCGGUAACUAAGGUUGUUGAAGUUGACCCUUCUGUAGCUGUGAAGGUAAGAUCCGGAUUUCACCUCUCCUGUACAACAAUUGAAAAUGAAGAAGAAAUAGUUUUGAUUCAGAAGAAGGCGAUACAGAUUACCCCUGCGCUAAAAGGAACUUCCAUAUUUCUUGUUGGGAUAAACAGUUCCUUGAAAACUAGUGUUGGGCAACUUCUAGCGGAUGCACUGCGAUAUUAUUACUUUGACAGUGAUAGUUUGGUUGAGGAAGCUGGUGGUGGUGAAUCUGGUGGAAAAUCCUUUAGAGAGAGAGAUACAGCGGGGUUUCGGGAAUCAGAGAUUGAAGUACUGAAGCAGUUGUCAUCCAUGGGUCGGUUGGUUGUUUGUACAGGAAACGGUGCAGUUCAGACUGCAGCUAAUCUGGCAUUAUUGAGACACGGGCUUUCUAUCUGGAUUGACGUCCCUCUAGACAUGGUAGCGAUGGAUAUCAUAAGAAGUGGGAGUCAACUUUCUGCAUCAGAAAAUUUUGGUUCUGGAUCUUAUCCUGAGGUAUUUGAUCAGCUUGCUGAGUUGUACGAAGAGAUGAGAGGUGGAUAUGCUACAGCAGAUGCAACUGUUUCGCUUCAAAAGGUGGCUAACCAAUUAGGUUAUGAUGAAUUGGAUGCAGUAGCCAAAGAAGACAUUGCCUUGGAGGUUCUCAAGGAGAUAGAAAAGCUGAUUAGGGUAAAGAAGAUGAUGGAGGAGGCUGCCCGACCAUUCUAGCCUAUGAGGGCCAGUCUAUCAUAAGUCUUGUCUUUUGCACCAACUUACUUCUGGUUUUGUUGUGUACGCUAGCAUGUUACUGCACCUUUUGUAGGUAAUAUAUACAUCUAAAAGCUUCUUGUUGA
Molecule: messenger RNA, 1394 nt
Organism: Diospyros lotus (date-plum)
Lineage: Eukaryota; Viridiplantae; Streptophyta; Magnoliopsida; Ericales; Ebenaceae
Product: probable inactive shikimate kinase like 1, chloroplastic
Exons: 10
Coding region: 253-1269 (338 amino acids)
Cellular component (GO): chloroplast
Source: RefSeq, a predicted model, not a curated record